AUGAGGAUGAGGAUCUUUACACUUUCAAAAGUAUGUGCAGUUCUGGCUGCAGUAUUUUUUCGAUCGACGUCUGCUUCUCGCGUCGAAGAAAUAGGAGGUGACGUAGAACGGAAACGAUCUUCGCAUUAAGGGUCUCUUUCACUCUCACAUUCACUCUCACUGAGUACCUAAAUAACAAGGAAAAAAACACUAACGCUCCAUCCAGGGGUGUAGAGGGGCGUUAUACAGUCAAGAGAUUGUAAGUAAACAUAAAUAAUGAUUGGUAGUGGUCCCUCUGCGGCUGCACAUGUUCGCCCGAGGGUACAGGUCAAACUGUGGACGGCGACUCAUCUCCUAUCCUAUCCUAUCCUAUCGUCCUAUCCACCCUACGAAGGAGUAGAGAGAAUAAGCCAACUUUCAUUCAACCUCUAAAAAGGACACGACGAGCUGUUGUUGCCUCUGCCUUGGAGAAGUACUAGACCAGCACAACCUCGACCGCAUCCGCACACCUGCACAUCGAUCAUUCCGAAUCGUAGUGCAUCGCCUACGCGACGUAGAUCUUCUUCGUCCCUUACCAUGCCCCUGGGGACAUCAACAACUGGACGAGGGAGCUCCUCUCCUAGUACUAGUAGCAGUAGACUUAUUUCUUGUAGUAGUAGUUCUAGUGCUAUGGAUUUAUCUACUCCAAGUACACAAGCAGGAACAACGACCUCUUCAAGAACUAGUGGAGCAUCUUCGCCUAGCACACCGACAUCUGGCCCAUGGCCACCCUCUCUUUCUCUUGGCACACCAGAGCUGAUGUCAUCAUGUUGGUCGGCAAAUGGUCGUUUGGGAAAAAGGCGUCAAAUACAAAGCAGUCAUUUCUUAGUCCAUAAAGUGGCUUCGAAACUGACCAAGCGACUGCCGAGAAAAAUCCUGAGCCGAGGAAUCGCACUACAACGUCGCCCCAUGCUCGCGACAGGAAAAACAGCACGAAUAGACCUUCAAGCAGCAGGCGUGACACUGGACGACUUGUUGGUGGGUCAAACUCAAAGCCCCGGACCUCAUCACAUUACGAGGAAGUAAGAAUGACAUUUUUCACUUGUUAUAUUAAAUGAGUAAGUAAGAAGAAGAACGACACUUUUCACUCUCAGUGACGAUGUUUUCUGAAAGCACCAAAGUCUCGAGACUCAUUGAUCUCUCUUGAUGCUCUCCUUGAUCCUCUUUCGUCAAGAAUCAUCGCGUUUCUUUCUUGUUCUUCUUCUUCUCCUGGCUUGAUCUUUAAUCCCUGGAUUGCAUCUCUUGGCUUUAGUCACAGAAUGGCGUCGAGGUACGUUUGCGGCCGUGUCCUGGAUCGUGACGAGGAAAAACGCACUUACACCAUGCAACUGCAAUUCUUACGACUAGAUGUUGUACCGCUCGAGCAUGUCCUUAGAUGAACAAGCAUUAGCCUUUUAUUACUAUAGCUUCGUUUCUGUUUCGUUUUCCACAGUUAAGUCUGCUCCACCAUGAAUUGUUUCCACUCGAAAAAAGGAUGCACUUGGGGAUGCACUCGAGGGCCUUUUUUCUACUUGAAAAAGAAGAGCCCUAGGGUAUGACUCUCAGGGAAGAUGGGGACCAAGGAUGCACUCAGGGAAGAUGCUAUCGCGGUUGCAGCUCUAAAAUUGAACCUCCAUCGCAAGCGGAACAUCGAUAAUGCAGUAAUUUUGCAUAAUGUUCCAAUCCGCGCUGUAAGGCGAACGAUGCGGCAGAGACUUCUACACACUUUUCAUCGAAUUCGGAAUCGUGUCAGCGCAGCCUUCCAUACUUAAGUGGGGAUAUUGAUUUGGAUAUACGGACUCAUAGUACAAACUGCUCACACUCAGACUCAUUCUUACAACAUUCUUUCAGGAGUAGACACUUCUUAUAUUUGUAUUUCAACAUUAUAGAGCUCUAAGAGACACUGCACAACCUGAAUCGAAUUGCGCAAUGUGUAGCGCCGAUGAGCCAUUGCGCAAUGUAGUGAGGCUUCCACGGCCUUCAGUCACGACACUUGCUGAUUUGUCCUCCGAAGAUGCGGAUUUGUCCUCUCGAAGUCGGGAACGAUUUUUACAUUAUUCUCAUGUAGGAUAGAAGAAUCAAGGCACCAGGUUUAUCACGCAAGGAUCCAAGAACAAGUUGAUAUCUACGUGUCCUUGUCACGCAAAUGCUGCUGAAUCAGUCAAUCUCAAUCAAGCCAAACAUGAUGAAAAUCGAUGAGUAAGCUCCGCUGACAGACGACCCAAAGAACACUAUGAUGAGAAUAAAUGCAUAAUAUCGGCUUCGGCUGCAGCUAGUCCACGGCGAUCAUAAGUAAUUUUUUUCAGAGCUUGUCCUUCAUAUUCCUACGGAAUACUUCUAUUCUGUUUCCUGACGCUCA
This is a messenger RNA of Amoebophrya sp. A25, 2356 nucleotides long. Lineage: Eukaryota; Dinophyceae; Syndiniales; Amoebophryaceae. The record is from the annotation of a GenBank genome assembly.